AACAUCCAGUAUUGAAACUUCUAAAACUAACAUUAAAAGCACUAAUGAAUCCUAAAAAUUCAGCUAAUUAGAUAAACAGAAAGCUUGGUAAAUUCAAGUAUAUUGUUAGUUAACUGCCCAUUUCGUAUUUUUUCUUACGCUUCUCCUUUAGAAACUAAAAUAUCUUACUUCCUUUAAUCUUCUCAUGAGGAAACUGUAUUUUGUCUCCCUUAAAUUUUGUUCCAACUCUCUGUAUCUCAUUUGCUGCUGCUGCUGUAGCAGCAAAAAAAAAAAUCUUAAGUAUAAAACGAGACCAAAAUUAUCUAGAAGAAAAAGCUGUAUUACCAUUUUACACAGAAGAUCUGUAAUGCUGUAAUGUUUUUUGGUAUUAUUUCCAAUCUUCUUCUCAACACGUUUUUUGCAAAUUAUUCAGUUCUUUUAAUGGUCUGCAACAGAGACUUGAGCUGGAUUUGGCCAUAAAAAAUUUCAUAAGGAAAAAAGGAAAGGUUAAAACUUCCUCAAAACAACCCACUAUUAGGUACUGAUGAGUUGCUGAUGAAGUGAGGUGAGAGACUCAUGUCCUAUUCCCUUACCAGAUAUUGGCUUGAAAUGAGCUAUUCAUGUAAGGGAACUUAAAAACAAACAGAAAACCCCUCCAAACUCUUCAAUUCUGUGCAUUCAAUUUUAGCUCCUUUCAGUACGAUUUUUCUGAAAUUGAAAUAAGAUCAAUAGGAGCUGAGACUCUUCAACAGUUCUUGAGAAAAAUCAGACUUCUGGUAUCUGAAAUUGAAACAAUCAAUAUUAGACCAACCUCUGAAAAAUAUAAUAUAAACAGUCGGGGCCUCGCUUUCCUCUGGCACCAAACAGGCACAACAAUAAGCUGUGCUGCUGUUUAUUAUCAACGGCAUUCUGCACAAAAGUGACUAUAAAGACAAGAUCCUGGAAAAGUGAAGAACUCUGGGAAGUUAAGACAUGCCAGCAGUGUGUUUUCACAGCAUGUUGGAUGCCUUUUACCUUUCUGAUGCUGAGUUUCAUGGCAGGUGCUGAAACACGAUGAGCAAUGAAUGAGGGUGGCAUAAGAACACCAGUCCUCAGCCACACCGACUGAUGGGGCAGUGUGUGCCUAAAGCUCAGGUACAGCUCCCAGAUACAGCCUGACAUGGUUUUUGUCUUCCCAAAAAGGAUCACCAUCUUCCCCAUCCAUCAAAUGAAGGAGACAGGCUGCACAAGGAGAGAAUCACAAACAGCUAUGUAACAUCACAAAGGUACAGACAGACAAUUCUGGGAGAGCAUUACUUUGUUCUCAUGCAACACUGCCAAUAAAUGUUUGUCAUGGUAUUUGUUACAGCUCCCAAGUAAUUACUGCUGCAGUGGAAGCUCUGAAGGGCUCAAAAAGGUUCUUUGUGUGCCAAGAUGGAUCAUUUCGUACAUCCGUGGAGCAUGGGAAAACACAGCCUGCAACACCUUGGCAACUCCUUGCACCAGGAGGAAGCAUAAGGCUAACCUCCACAAAUUGCUCCUUUACUAAAUAACAGCAAUGCAAUUAUAAAAAAAAUUACUGAACCAUUUGUGAGUAUCUACCGAAAUUACGUUACAUGGAGAACAAGUUCAGGCUGGCCUUAACCAGCGGAAAACAUUAACAUCUACUAAUGGAGAAGAAACAAAGUUUAAUUUGCUCAUGGAUCAGUGAAGUCCAAACAUGUGCAUUCAUUUUUGGUGGACUCUGCCCUUUCUUGGCACUUAAGAUGCAGGAAUGAGGGACUGCAGAGCUUAGAGAAGUCAGCCCCCACAACUUGUAUCCACUGCUGGCUCUCCAGGCUGCUGCCCCAGCAAUAACCAACCCAGAAGCUGCAAACAUCAACAAAGGUUAUUUUAAGAGGAGACAUGAAUCUUGAAGAGUAUUUUGCAAGAACUGGGUAUAAAGGUUCCCUUGAAAAUCAAGACUUGGAAACCUUAACUGAUAUAUUCCAGCACCACAUCCGCGCUGUUCCAUUUGAAAACCUCAGCAUCCAUUGUGGGGAGAAAAUUACUUUGGAGCUGGAGCACGUUUAUAACAAAAUUGUGCACAAGAAGCGUGGUGGUUGGUGCAUGGAAAAUAACCAGCUGUUGGGUUGGGUUCUGAAAUGCCUGGGGUAUGACGCCAGCUUCUUGGGAGCCUAUGUGUUCAACCCGCAUGAAAACGCGUAUGCCACCAUCAUGACCCACCUCCUGGUGAAGGUAGUUAUUGAGGGCAAAGCCUACAUUGUUGACGCAGGCUUUGGUGUAUCCUACCAAAUGUGGCAACCAAUGGAGCUUGUAUCAGGGAAAGACCAGCCCCAGGCUCCUGGUAUCUUCCGUUUCACAGAAAAGAAUGCCAUCUGGUACCUCGAGAAAAUGAGACGGAAACAACAUAUCCCCAAUGAGAAUUUCUCUGAUUCUGAUCUUCUAGAGAAAAAAGACUGUCGGAAAGUGUAUAUGUUCAGUCUGGAACCACGGACAGUGGAAGAUUUCUGCUUUCAGUGCACGUACCUUCAGACGUCUCCAGAGUCCCUCUUCACAAAGAAGUCCAUCUGCACCCUUCAGACCACCGACGGCUUCCGAGCGCUCAUUGGGUGGACGCUCACUGAGACCAAAUACAAUUACAAGGAAAACAUGGAUCUGGUAGAAUUUAUAACCCUUAAAGAUGAAGAGGUGGAGAAGACACUGAAAGAUAAAUUCAACAUCACCCUAGAGAGAAAGCUUGCCCCAAUUAACAUCAAAGGAUUUUACACAAUCUAGAUGACUGUAAAAACCCACGGUAAUGCUGCACGCGUACAGCGCCUUCCAUGUCUGUGCAAUCACUACUGCAAGAUUAUGGGAUUCCCUUGCAGGCGACUGAAGGAAAAAUACAUUAAUACCAGAUUAAAGUGAAUUUCACUCUGGAGAAAGGAGAAAAACAGGGAUUUAAGACUCAUCUGUCAGGUAGAUAGAAUUAUUUUCUGUGAGAUGACUGCGGUUCAGUUUUUUGGCACGAAUGUAGAGACUGAUUUGAAUCUGGUUAUAAACUUGGGUAAGAAAUAUCUCAGAGUAAUUUUGGAGUGCCUAUAGCACAUAAAUUGGAGUAAGGAUUAUUAAUUGUGAUAUGCUGCCAACACAUUUUCUACGGCCAUUAUAGGAAAAAAGUCAUCUGCGAGCUUUUAGACAAUGAAGUAUGCAUUUAAAACUUCAUUUUUCACCAGAUCUAACCACUCACUGCUCAUCUCAUUACCUUUAAUAUAGGUUGAACAAUAUUGUCAUCUUUGAAAGGAACAUUAGGAGGUGUAAUUCCUUCACCAUCAUCCUUAGAUGAAAACACAGUACAAAAUGAAAAUUAUCAUCAUGUGCAUCCCUUCUGUCAUUACUGCAGCAAACUGCCCAAGGUAAUUUUUGGUACGUAGGUAUUUUUCCUUUGAUGCAAAUUGUAUAUACUGCAGCAUUAUUGUGCCUGAUGGGUUCUAAGGAGAUACCUACAAGCUUUGCUUCUGAUAAAUAAUCAUCCUGUAACAGGUUGAGUGGUGCUUAAAUGUCUCAACUAGCUUAGACGUACUUCUACCUCAAAUGGGGUAGAAAUUUCAUGUUUUCAGUAUUGCAAAUUAUUUGUAUAACAGCAGAACAAUGAAGCUGACCCCGCUACAGCCUUAAAUCCACCCUGCUUUUUGUGUAUAGCAAAUAUGGGAAUCCGCAUGCUAUCCUGAAUGACAACUGCUUAGCAUAAGAUCUCUAGUGUCACAACUUAGUUUCGUCAUCUGUAUUCAGUUGAAGAAAAACAAAUAAAUAAAUAAAACCACCAUGGAGCCAACCAAAUAUGAAGAAACUCCUUUAAAGUAUUUAACAAUUGCAUUUCCCCUUUAAAAAUUAAAAAAAGGUUUCCCCCAUCAUGCUUUUCUGCAAAAAAGCCUGACCAAGAAAACCACUGAAAAAGCAAAAAUGCUUUCAAGUCCAUGAGAUAAGCAGCAAUACUGGAAAAUACCCUUUUCCUCCUUCACACGGUAAUAAAGGAAAACAAAAACAUGAAGAGUUGCUGUCUUGCAUGCACCAUUAACUAAGUAAAUGAGGUCUGCACAGUCGUGCUGUCGAUCUGCUGGUCAACCCUGCCCACCACAGAUUUCUUGAACCAAACAGGCCAAUACCAAAAUUUGGCAGUGUGCUGGAGAUGGUAAGUUGUGAGAGCUGCCUGUAAAGAACGUGCAGGUUGAAGAGAAGGUCCCCUACCACUUCCUGUGCUGGGCUGGCUCCUCCCUGUCCAUUGGCCAUGGUGGCAGUUCUGCCUGCUCACAGAGAACUAAGGACCAAGCAGGAAGCAAUUGGAGACAAUGAAAGAUCUUACUGAGGUGGGAACACUUUUUCUAUGAACUAAAGACUUUGUUCUGUAAUUUGCGUUCUUACUACUACAUCAUACUAAGGUCUCAUUAAGGGUUUUCACCCCUUUCUAAGUGAUUGAUCACAAGCUGUUCCUCAAGACCCCAAGGAACAUUCUGAGUUUCGGAACACUUACCACCUCCAUUUUGGCUGACAGAAAAUCCCAUCAGCAUUCAACCCAGGUCACCAAACCAUAUUCCUCUAUGCAGUGAACUACAGCUGUUCUCUGGUGCUGCUGCCUCUUGUCUUGAGGGCAACCAUUUACAGGCUAGUUAUUCUGCCUCUGUAUUUCUCUAGAGAUGUUCCUGCUAUUGCUCCCAGGUAAUUGCUCAGGUUGUGAUGUGCAAGGCAUCCUCAAGCCGAGCACUAUAGACUCAGACUUUAACCAUGUCUGUAAAGAUGAGAUUCAACACAGGUACUCCUUCCAAGUAUUACUUUCUUAAGAUUUAUGUGGUGGGCAAUGACUGAAGCUUCAGCCCUUUCUCUGACUUCACCUGUUGAUAACAACUUUCUGAGAUGUGUUUUUCCUCUCCACGUGACAAGUAUAACCAGGUCCUCACCAUGCAGCAUCAAAUCACAUAAAGAAAAGUCAACACGUACAGGAACCGUUCCACACUUUAACUAAAGCUCCCGAUAAGCUGAUGAAAAGCCUGAAGUUAUUCAGGUGUGAAUGUCAGACCCAAAAUGUCUCAAAGGUUUGGGAUGAGAAUGGUGUAAAAACAAAUAAAACCAAACAAACCCAGCGGCCUCCUGCUGCAGUUUCACUAGCAAGGCAUUAUUACAGAAGACAGACACUCUCCUAGACCAAAAAGAAAAAUACAAACAAGUAAUUAAAGCAUCAGCUCUCAGAGAAGCUUGCAUUCACAUGCAGUAGUGAAACACAGAAUCACACAGCUGCAAGGCACUUUGACAUCCUUUGCCAUCACUAUACCUUAUUAACAAUCCCUCUUUAAGAAAGGUUUAAUGAGAGCCUAAGCUAUUGUGCAGUUUUAGUUGCAGAUUGUUGUUCAAAUGAAGCAGAACAAACGCGUAGAACCCCCCGCCUCCUCCCACCCCCACUUUUACAAUUCCAAGUAAAAUUUACAAGUACAGCAUUCCAAUUAACAGAAAGAUGAGACAAUUUCUUUUUAAGUCUGAAUUCUGGAGCAGCUCCCAGAAUCCCAGCCCAGCUGCCCAUUACACACACACAAUGCCCAAUGGCAAUGACAGCCGUCCACAAUUGUGUAACUGUAUAAUGGAGAAUCUUAUUAGAAAACAAGACACACAGAGGAAGAAACGUUCAAACUUCAUGGCACCACUGCCCAUCCUCCUCCCUCUCCAAAGAGUCAAAGUUUAAAAAGCUCAUGCAUUACUAAAGGGAAGAUUCAGGAUGUCUCACUGCAGUUGCACUCUGGUCCAGUAGUUUUUAAGAUCCAAUUCUAAGCAGAAUAAAAGUAGCAGAAGAAGAAGCAUGAGCAAUAAAGAUGAAGUUGUUCAAUUCUCACAUUUCCAACACUGUCAAAAAGAGGGACAAAAAUUCCACCUGUCAAGAAGCAUGUUUAAACUUAACACAGUGAGCUGUCAGCAGGCAUGAACUACAACACGCUUUGUUUGUUCACCCUAAUAGGUACCUUAGUACAACAGGCACAAACACUUCUCAUGUCUGGUAACUCUCUCUCUGAAUUUUGCUUUUUAUUUUUUUUAUUUGAACAAAAAUACUACUUACCCCAGCUUCUUUCAGAUCUCAAAGAUCUCUACUUUUCAUUUGGAAAACAUGACCACGUGGGUUUUAAAUUCUACAGCUUAGAAAGAUGUUCAUGAAAAUGGAUCUGCGUUUGAGACCGUUUCAGAGCCAAGAAAGCUUGAAUUAAUGUAGGUUUGCAGUAUGAAUAUUUCACUGCUACACUUACAGCUCUGUCAAGAAUAAUUCAAAUAGAAAUUUCAUACAGCACAAUGUUUCUACCUUGGCUACAAAACUAGAGGUCUGAUUUAAAAAAAACCACACACAUUUAUAUUUAUAAAGUUGGAAAUACAGAUGGGUAUUUCUGAGGAUCCUAUCAUAAUUCUAAAUGCCUGCUGGUAACUUUGGACACACAGGCACCUUUAGAAAGGAAGACUGGGAAGAUUUUGAAUUCUGCCUCAUUUGUAGUAACAUACCAUGAAUCUUAACACUGCACUUUACAAACUCCUCAUGGAUAGGCUCUGAUUAUGCUACAACCAAGCAGUUGGUCAUACUACAGCAUUUCAGUAGCUCACCUACCCACCAGCUAAACACGAACAAAGCACCCAGAUCUGAAGAUAAUAAACCAAGACCAGACACACUACAGUCCUCACAGUUGGUGUUAGGCAUUUUCAGGAGACAAAUGAACCAUCCUUCCUCCCUCUUAAACUCCAAAACCAUGGAUAUUCUUGAAGCUGAUGAGAGUUCACUCUACACAAACACACCUUGCCACUCAAACUCCCAGCCAUUCACCAGGACACGACAUGAAAUUAUGGACCCAUGUAUGGCAGAAUACACUUCAGCUGCACAAAAUUACCCUUCAUUGGACUGAACAGAAUUGUGCAGUGCAACAGAACACACUGCAUACAGACUCGACCAAGCAAGACUUCACAAAAUGUUUACCUGAGCCACAGGUAGUUACCAGAAUUACCCCAGAACUCCUCUACACAAUGUCACUGAACACUCCACUUUCCCUCAGGGAAGGGCAGUUGUGGGAACAUGGCUGCUGGUGGUUCAAAGAAGACACCUCCCUCAACUAUCCAGCACAGCCAUGUACGAAUUCUCAUAAAGAAACGUAUUCUCAUAGAGGGGAAUCAAUUUCCUACUAAUAAGCAAGAAAGAAUAAUGGGAUACAUUCUGAGUUUCUCUUGUGAUGACCAACAAUAAAUCAUUUCUUAGCUCAGGUCAUAUCUUCCGUGGGAAGAAAAAUGUCUUGCCAUCAUUAACUUCCUUUCAGCCAGUGAUAAUAUAUGAUCAAAUUUUAAGUAAUUCAACCAGUUGCAUUUAAUUAGCUCUGAAAAACUAUCUCAGAUCAUGAAUCACAGACUUUCCACCUGUAUGAAGCUUCCUUACUAGGUUAGAAGUGUAUUUCUCUUUCCAUGUGUGAUCCAUCUUGAAUAUCUAACAAGGUGCUCCUGAUAUACAGAUUAAAGUUCAUAUAUCACACAUGCAAAUACAGACAUAAGGCUCUUUCUUCAUAUAAUUGAGUUGUCGAAAAUGUGUCGUUUCACUGAGUAGUUUAAAAACUGGGAAAAAAAGAACCCUCAGGUCCUGGAUGGAAUGGUCACCACUUGCAACAAUUCAACAAAUUUCUUUCUCCAGAGAGUUAUCAUCAAGGAUGAGUAAUUUAGACACCUUGAUGAGGAAAGUAACAGAUAAAAACUACUACUUUCUGAAAGCCAGAAUGCAGAGAACUGCUAUGAUUUCAGACAAAACCACACUGACCUUUCUGUUUUCCAAAGCACUGACAAAAGGCUGUGAUGCUUGGGUCCUAGCACUGCUUCAGAUGCCUUUGUUACGUGCUGAACAGUGAAAAGCUCAGUCAGCUGAUAUCUGGGGACAUCCGCAACCAGCACAAAACAGGAUCAUUUCUUCUAUCUGAUUGUAUUAAGCAUAAUUGUUUUUUAACAUUAAAUUAGUUAAACCACAAUCAUUAACCACAAAAAAAAAAAUAAUCAGUUUUU
Messenger RNA from Lagopus muta (rock ptarmigan), 7998 nucleotides. RefSeq names its product N-acetyltransferase 1 (gene NAT1). Bases 1864 to 2736 code for a protein of 290 amino acids. Lineage: Eukaryota; Metazoa; Chordata; Aves; Galliformes; Phasianidae. Gene Ontology annotation, molecular function: acetyltransferase activity. The transcript has 2 exons. The record is from RefSeq and is a predicted model, not a curated record.